Molecule: messenger RNA, 1824 nt
Organism: Zingiber officinale
Lineage: Eukaryota; Viridiplantae; Streptophyta; Magnoliopsida; Zingiberales; Zingiberaceae
Product: protein NRT1/ PTR FAMILY 8.1-like
Exons: 4
Coding region: 1-1740 (579 amino acids)
Biological process (GO): transmembrane transport; oligopeptide transport
Cellular component (GO): membrane
Molecular function (GO): transmembrane transporter activity
Source: RefSeq, a predicted model, not a curated record
AUGGAAGACUACGCAGAUAAGUACACAAAAGAUGGGACAACAGAUCUCCAUGGUCAGCCGUCCCUGAAAAAAGACACUGGGAAUUGGAGGGCUUGUCCUUAUAUUCUUGCAAAUGAAUGCUGUGAGAGGCUGGCAUACUAUGGAAUGAGUACCAACCUAGUAAACUACAUGAAAGAUCGGCUCAACCAAGGGAAUGCUAGUGCUGCAAACAAUGUCUCUAACUGGUCAGGUACAUGCUAUAUUACGCCUCUUCUCGGGGCAUUUAUAGCUGAUGCCUACCUGGGAAGAUAUUGGACAAUUUCCAGCUUCAUGAUCGUUUAUAUAUUGGGUUUGGUGCUACUGACGAUGACAGCAUCAGUCAAAGGUCUGGCAGCUGAUUGCAGUAGUGGUGUCUGUGAUCCAACGAAAGCACAAACUGCAGCAGUCUUUGUAGCACUUUAUCUCAUUGCCCUGGGGACGGGAGGGAUCAAACCGUGCGUGUCUUCCUUCGGCGCUGACCAGUUUGACGAAUCUGAUGAAUCAGAGAGGAAGAAGAAGAGCUCAUUCUUCAACUGGUUCUACUUCACCAUUAACAUAGGAGCACUGAUUGCUUCUUCGGUACUGGUUUGGAUUCAGAUGAAUGUGGGAUGGGGGUGGGGUUUUGGAAUCCCAGCAGUGGCAAUGGCCAUUGCAGUUGUAAGCUUCUUCUUGGGCACAAGAUUGUAUAGGCACCAGAAACCUGGAGGAAGCCCUCUUACACGCAUUGCUCAGAUUGUUGUUGCAUCUGCGAGGAAGGCCAGUGUGAAGGUACCUGAUGACAAGUCACUUUUAUAUGAAAUUACAGACAAAGACUCAGUCAUUCAAGGUAGCCGCAAGCUUAAGCACACAGCUCAAUUAACGUUCUUCGACAAGGCUACAGUGGAGACUGAAGAAGACAGGAACAAUGGUUCAGUGAAUCCAUGGAGGCUUUGCACGGUCACCCAAGUGGAGGAGCUAAAGAGUGUUUUGCGGCUUCUUCCUAUAUGGGCAAGCGGCAUUAUAUUCGCAACUGUCUAUGGCCAGAUGAGCACCAUGUUCGUGCUACAAGGCAACACUCUGGAUCCCCAUAUGGGUCCCCACUUCAAGAUACCAUCAGCUUCCCUCUCUAUCUUCGACACCAUCAGUGUAAUUGUGUGGGUUCCGGUCUACGAUUUCAUCAUCAUACCAAUUGCGCGGAAAUUCACUGGUCGAGAGCGUGGCUUCACCCAGCUGACACGCAUGGGCAUUGGCCUCUUCAUCUCCAUCUUCUCCAUGUUGGCCGCUGGCGUUCUAGAGGUUUUCAGGCUGCGAACUGUGGCAAAACACAACUUAUAUGACGACCAAGAUAGCUAUGUUCCCAUGUCUAUUUUCUGUCAGGUGCCUCAGUACUUGGUCAUAGGGGCGGCCGAAGUGUUCACCUUCAUUGGGCAGCUGGAGUUCUUCUAUGAUCAAGCACCUGAUGCGAUGAGGAGCAUGUGCUCAGCCCUGUCUCUUACCACCGUGGCUCUUGGCAACUACCUGAGCACCUUGCUCGUUGAUAUUGUCACAUCCAUUACCGCAAAGAAUGGAAAACUUGGAUGGAUUCCUGACAAUCUUAAUCGCGGCCACCUGGACUACUUCUUCUGGCUCUUGGCAAUUCUCAGUGUUCUGAACUUCCUUGUGUAUCUAGUGAUCGCAAAGUUCUAUACCUACAAGAACACAAUAGAGGAUGAGAAUUCGACAGGUGAUGCUACUGGGGCAUGAUGUGAAGUCUAUAUGCAUGGUAGAUUAGGAAGCCUUGCACCUCUGCUUUGUGCUUCUUUUCGGUUUGAAAAACUUCACAAAUAA